UCUCAAGGCUCGGAUUCUCGAACCUCUUCUUGAACUACUAAAAUUCUCCUUGUAUACGCUCGCAAAUUCCAUGCACACCGUUGGACGAUGACUGUUAAGCAUAUCGUAUUGUUUCAAUUUAAAGCCGAUGCUCGGCCAGAAGCUAUACAGGAAGUAUGCUCCAAUAUGGUCGCUUUAAAGGACAAUUGUCUGCAUCCGGCGUCCCAAAUGCCGUACAUCAAAUCGAUGUCCGGAGGCAAGGAUAACUCACCCGAAAACCUUCAGAACGGCAUCCAAUAUGCUUUUGUCGCUGAAUUCGAAAGCCUGGAGGACAGAGACUACUAUGUGGCAAAGGACCCGACGCACCAAUCUUUCGUGAAAAACGCUGGGCAGAUUAUCGAAAAAGCAAUUGUCGUGGACUACACCAUCGGUGCUUUCUAAAGUGGGAUCCUGGGCGUUGCGCACCACCCACUGGAAUACUAAACUAAAUUGUAUGCUUGUAGUCUACCAUAGCAUCCAGCUCACGAGGUUCAUAUAAGCCUGGUCGCUGUCAUCGAAGGUUUGGCCAUGUUUUAGUGCUUGAUAUGCUGUUUUGGCUUGACGCUUCAGAUCCUCGCACAAGUCUUGCCUGGUACCAAUUUUCCCUUCCUCUUUUGCGAGAAACCAGA
Molecule: messenger RNA, 647 nt
Organism: Pyricularia oryzae 70-15
Lineage: Eukaryota; Fungi; Ascomycota; Sordariomycetes; Magnaporthales; Pyriculariaceae
Exons: 3
Coding region: 88-420 (110 amino acids)
Source: RefSeq, a predicted model, not a curated record